AUGGACGAUCCGGGCCCUUCCUCGGCGUACUAUGCCCGCUUCCCAUCGACCUCCACCGGUCCCACCCGGCCCCCUUCCCCCUCCUCCCCUCGACCCUCCACCUCCCCUCUCACCCCGGAAGAUGGGCUCUAUACCCUCCUCAACAUCCCCCGAUCUGCCAGUGAAGCCGAAAUACGGGAUAGCUACCGGCACCUAGCGACUACGUACCACCCAGAUCGACAGCGGGAUGAUACCCACCGCUCGACUGCCCAUCGGCAGUUCACCGAGAUCCAGCGCGCGUACGAGGUACUCACCGAUUCUACCCGGCGGACCAUAUAUGAUCUAUUUGGCGAAGAAGGGCUGAAGACGUCGUGGGAGGUCGGACCGCGGGUCAAGACUGCCCGAGAGCUCAGAGAACACUUUAGCCGGCAGUACCAUGACAAGAAGAUCAUGGAGGCCGAGGCGCUCGUCAAGCCCAAAGGGGACAUCUCGGUCGUUCUGGACGCCAGAGCGGUAUUCGCCAAUCGGAAUCUGUUCAGGACUCCAGAUGCGAUGCGGCACGAUCCGAUAGCGAGGGCGAGCAGGGUCCGGCCGGGGCAGAUCAUGAUGAAGCAUUCGUUUGAGAUGCCGGUGAGGGAAAGGACACAGGUGGUGGUCACGGGGCAGAUGGUCAGUCGGGGUGGAGGUGGAGGAGGGAAUGUGGUCGGGACAGUGAGGCAUCAGUUUGGGUCGAGAGUGUGGGGAGAGGCGGGGUGUAGCGUGUUGGCGCCGAGAGUGGUGACUACCAAGGGAACUUAUACGAUCGACGAGUACACCUAUCUCAGCAUCAAUACGAUGCAACAGACCUUUGCGGCCCCACCGACCUAUACCGCCCAGCUCGGACGGCGUAUAUACCCAAAUACAACCGGAUUCAUCAUCUACCGCUCCGGCUUCUGGACGCUCGGACCAUGGGGCAAAUCCAUGCCGUCCAACUCGAUCACCAAUGCUCUUCUUAACGAAACAUCAGCGAUGUCUGUCGGCGUAACCACCGCUCGGCCAAGUGGGUCGGGAUGGACCGUCGAGACGCAAGCAGGGGUGGUAGCGAACCAUAUCUCGGCAGACUACUCGUGGCGCUUCUGGGGGCUCAAGUGGAAAGUCGGCGGCGCGGUGGGGACUGAUACGGGAAUUAACGGGUUUGUGGAUGGGGAGGGGAAAGUGGGCGGGCAGUCUAGGGUGGGAUGUAUGGUCAGUCUGGCAUUGGGUGGAGGGGUGACGAUGCGGUGGCGGUUUUCUCGAAUGGGUCAAAGAAUAACACUCCCUAUCCUCCUCUCCCCAGAUCUCAAUCCCUACGUCGUCCUCGGAUCGACAGUCCUCCCUUUUACGAUAUACGCAGCAGCGUAUCACUUCCUCCUCCUCCCUCGCAAACGCCGGAGAAUAGCAGACCGGAUCAAAGACCUCCGCUCCGAACACGCCGACCACCUCGCCCAGAAACGCCAAGAAGCCCUCGAAGCCCAAGACCUCAUGGCUCGGCCCGUCGCCCAAAAGGUCGCUGUCGAGAGGGAGAAGGGAGGGCUUAUUAUCAUUUCGGCGCAGUAUGGGCUAGCGCCGGCGUUUACGGACCGGGGCGUGCGGGUGUCUCGGACUAGCGCCAAGCGAUCAGAAGGCGAGGGAGAUGGGAGGAUAGAGGAAGAAGUGGAAGAGGAGGUAGUUGUGGAUGUGACUCUGCCAGUUCAGGGGUUGGUGGUGGAUUCGAGAUUACAUAUUCCUGGUGGAAGGGGAAAGCAUAAUCUACUUGGAUUUUGGGAUCCAUGUAUCGGAGAAGCGAAGAAGCUGAGGGUGCGGUAUCUCUUCAGGGAUAGGAUGCACGAGGUGACGCUGGAUGACACGGCAGCUUUACGUGCUCCAGUGCAAGCCCAUGCCCUCUCAUCUUGA
Dioszegia hungarica is the source of this 1890-nucleotide messenger RNA. RefSeq lists its product as uncharacterized. Gene Ontology annotation, biological process: cristae formation. Bases 1 to 1890 code for a protein of 629 amino acids. NCBI's taxonomy places the organism in Eukaryota, Fungi, Basidiomycota, Tremellomycetes, Tremellales, Bulleribasidiaceae. The record is from RefSeq and is a predicted model, not a curated record. The transcript has 7 exons.